UUUAUUUCCUAUGCCGAAGCUUAUUACACAAAAGGCCAGUUGAUCACUCACACAUACACACACAGAUUGAACAAAUACCAAUAACCAGAUGGCCUACCGUUCCUUGUCCUGAGGAUUUAACAGCUAAAUUCCUCUGUUUCUUCUUCUUCUUCUUGUGUAUUCUGGUAUCUGGAGUUGGGAGGGAAAGAGAGAGGGAUUGAGGGAAGGCAUCAAUGGCGGAUUCAUCGCUUGGACCUGCGAGUUUCAUGACUCAGGCCAACGCUUUGCUUAGGAAGAACCUUACUUUCCAGAAAAGAAAUCUGAGGACAAAUAUCAGGCUCAUAGCAUUCCCAUUUUUCCUCUGUUUGCUACUUGUUCUCAUCCAAAGCUUGGUCGAUAGUGAACUUGAUAAGCCCAAGAACAAGUGUGGCUGCUCCUCUGUUGACAUUAAUAAUGAUGGCAAAAAUGAGACAGUGUGUGGAAUUGAGUACUCGACUUUGGAUCAAGUGGGCACUUGUCCCAUUCCCCACCCUGUGGAUUGGCCGCCAUUUCUGCAAAUACCAGCUGCCGAAUAUCGUGCAGUUGGAACUGAUUUUAUUCCUUUUUCGGACUUGCCAGAUGAGUCUUGCAAAGGGACAGACUCCUGCCCUGUAACUAUACUUCUCACUGGGGGUAAUCAAACCCUUCGAGAAAGCUUGGCAGGGAAUUUAUUUACUGGAGCUUUCUCUCCAAAUUCCUCUGAAAUAUUUUCUAGUUUGGCCAAUGUUCUCCUGGGCUCAUACUCAAAGCCACAAGAAUCUAAUUAUCUUGAACCAGCUUUUUCCUCAAAUGUUCCAGUCUAUAUUAUUCAACCUCAGUGUGCACCAAACUUUUCGUUUUCUGUUCCCAUUGAGAUAGCAUCUGUGACAAUGCAACAAGAGGUAAGAUGUGUUCAAGGAUUACAUUUAUGGCGCAAUAGUUCUUCAGAGGUAAAUGAUGAGCUAUUUAAAGGUUACCGACAGGGGAAUUCUGAGAGGAAGAUUAAUGAGAUUGUUGCAGCUUAUGAUUUUUUAAACUCAAAUGAAAAUAAUUUCAAUGUGAGCAUAUGGUACAACUCCACCUACAAGAAUAACACAGGAAAUAGUCCUCUUGGGCUGGUGCGGGUUCCACGUUCAGUGAGUGUGGCCUCCAAUGCCUACCUUCAGUUCUUGCAAGGUGCUAGCACAAAAAUGUUACUUGAAUUUGUUAAGGAAAUGCCCAAACUUGGAACAAAGCUAAGUCUGGAUUUCUCUUCUAUUCUUGGUGGGCUUUUCUUUACAUGGGUCAUUUUGCAACUUUUCCCUGUUAUAUUGACAUCUCUUGUUUACGAGAAGGAACGGAACCUUAGAAUCAUGAUGAAAAUGCAUGGUCUUGGAGAUGGUCCUUAUUGGACAAUUUCCUAUGCUUAUUUUCUUUCCAUAUCGUUGGCUUAUAUGUUAUGUUUUGUGAUAUUUGGCUCACUUAUAGGGUUAAAGUUCUUCACACUGAAUGACUACAGCAUUCAAUUUGUCUUCUACUUCAUCUAUAUAAAUUUACAAAUAUCACUGGCCUUUCUAGUGGCAACAUUUUUUUCAAAAGUUAAGACUGCUGCAGUAAUAGGGUACAUAUGCGUAUUCGGAACAGGGCUUUUAGGUGGAUUCCUUUUCCAGUUCUUUGUUGAAGAUGAAUCCUUCCCGAGAGGCUGGGUUAUAGCUAUGGAACUCUAUCCAGGGUUUUCUCUAUUUCGCGGGCUAUAUGAGUUUGCACAGUAUUCCUUUUUGGGAAGUUAUAUGGGGACGGAUGGGAUGCAGUGGAAAGAUUUGAGUGACAGCAACAACGGAAUGAGAGAAGUUUUAAUUAUCAUGUUUGUAGAAUGGUUGGUAGUGCUUCCUGUUGCAUACUAUUUGGAUCAAGUUUUAGCAUUAGGAAGUGGUAUUAGAAAGAACCCUCUAUUUUUCAUGCAAAACUUCUGGAAGAAGCGAUUGCCAUCUCUUCGAAGGCUUAGUUUGCACAGACAGGGAUCUAAGGUUUUUGUUCAAAUGGAGAAAGCUGAUGUCUCCCAGGAGAGAGAAAGGGUUGAACAGUUACUACUUGAACCACAUACAAGUCAUGCCAUCAUCUGCAACAACAUCAAGAAGGUAUAUCAAGGGAGGGAUGGGAACCCUGAGAAAUUUGCAGUUAGAGGAUUGUCUCUUGCUUUGCCUCGAGGGGAAUGCUUUGGAAUGCUUGGUCCUAAUGGUGCUGGCAAAACUUCUUUCAUCAAUAUGAUGAUUGGGCUUAUUACACCAACUUCUGGCACAGCAUUUGUUCAAGGCUUGGACAUACGCACUGAAAUGGACAAAAUAUACACCAGUAUGGGUGUAUGCCCACAGCAUGACUUACUCUGGGAAACACUAACAGGAAAGGAGCACUUACUAUUUUAUGGAAGAUUGAAAAACCUAAAAGGUGCUGCCUUAACUCAAGCAGUGGAAGAAUCUAUUAAGAGUGUAAACUUAUUUCAUGGGGGCGUUUGUGACAAACAAGCAGGGAAAUACAGUGGGGGUAUGAAGAGGAGGCUUAGUGUUGCCAUUUCUCUGAUUGGAGAUCCUAAAGUUGUUUAUAUGGACGAACCUAGUACAGGAUUAGAUCCAGCUUCAAGAAACAAUUUGUGGAAUGUUGUCAAGCGUGCAAAGCAAGACAGAGCCAUCAUACUCACCACCCAUUCCAUGGAAGAGGCAGAGCAUCUGUGUGACCGACUGGGUAUUUUUGUAGAUGGCAGCCUACAGUGCAUAGGAAAUCCAAAAGAGCUUAAGGCUAGAUAUGGGGGGUCAUAUGUAUUUACAAUGACAACAUCUUCAAAUCAAGAGGAGGAAGUAGAAAACUUGGUACGCCAUCUCUCUCCAAGUGCAAACAAGAUAUACCACAUAUCUGGAACCCAAAAGUUUGAAAUUCCUAAGCAAGAAGUGAAGAUUGCAGAUGUUUUCCAAGCAGUUGAGAAUGCAAAGAACAAGUUCACAAUACAUGCAUGGGGUCUAGCUGAUACCACCUUGGAGGAUGUCUUCAUCAAUGUUGCUCGAGAGGCCCAGGCAUUCAAUGUGCUAUCUUGAUUGUUGAAGAUGUUCCCUACCACUAGUUAUUUCUUUAUAUUGACUACUACAAUUAUUUGUUGAUUGUUAUUGAUCCAAAUGAAAUGAUCUUUGUAUA
Nelumbo nucifera (sacred lotus) is the source of this 3159-nucleotide messenger RNA. RefSeq names its product ABC transporter A family member 7-like. Gene Ontology annotation, molecular function: ABC-type transporter activity; lipid carrier activity; ATP hydrolysis activity. The record is from RefSeq and is a predicted model, not a curated record. Gene Ontology annotation, cellular component: intracellular membrane-bounded organelle; membrane. Gene Ontology annotation, biological process: lipid transport; transmembrane transport. NCBI's taxonomy places the organism in Eukaryota, Viridiplantae, Streptophyta, Magnoliopsida, Proteales, Nelumbonaceae.